Phyllopteryx taeniolatus (common seadragon) is the source of this 1733-nucleotide messenger RNA. Its product is annotated as serine/threonine-protein kinase 35-like. Gene Ontology annotation, cellular component: cytoplasm; autophagosome. Gene Ontology annotation, biological process: autophagy; autophagosome organization; axon extension. Gene Ontology annotation, molecular function: ATP binding; protein serine/threonine kinase activity. The record is from RefSeq and is a predicted model, not a curated record. Bases 327 to 1520 code for a protein of 397 amino acids. The transcript has 3 exons. Lineage: Eukaryota; Metazoa; Chordata; Actinopteri; Syngnathiformes; Syngnathidae.
CAAGAAUAGCGAUGUACAAAUAUAGGUGGUAAUGGUAAUGUCUGAAUUGAUUAAAAGAAGCGAAUCACCAGGGCGUCACGGCAGGAUGACACGAACUCGUCACUGAUCGGACUUCAAACGCUCACGCUUUUAUUCUGAUAGGCUCGAAAGCGGAAGUGUUGCCGUACGCAUCGGCCUUGACUGUCGUGUCCCGUGCCACCGGGCCACUUUGUUUCCUCUUAGCGCUGCCGAAAACCCGACUGAUAAGAAGUAGUCGCGUGCGAAAGCGGCCUCGGCGAAGCCAUGCGGCCAAAUUCCUUUGCGAUGUUCGAAGCAACGGAUUCGCGAUGAGCACGGUUGGCGACAACUGGCGGAGACGCACGAGGAGCGCGCGAGCCUGCCGCAAGCUAGCAGCAGGCUCGCGAGGCGACGAGGCCGCUGUGCUGCGAUGCCUGAGCGACGCCAACGACACGGAGGAGGAUAUCGGCUUCUUCAAGCAGGGCGACUUGGAGAGAAAGGUCAUGGCGCCGCGGUACAGCCUGCUCCGCGAGGUCGGCAGGGGCACGUACGGCGUGGUGUACGAAGCGCUAGCCCGGAGGUCUGGUGCCAGAGUUGCCGUGAAGAAGCUCCGGUGCGACGCGCCGGAAAACGUCGAGCUCGCCCUCCAGGAGUUCUGGGCGCUAACGAGUUUGGAGAAACGCCAUCGAAACGUCGUCCAACUCGAAGAGUGUGUGCUCCAAAGGAACGGGAUGGGCCAAAAAAUGAGCCACGGGAACAAGCGGUCGAGACAAUAUCUGCGGCUCGUGGAAACCUCGCUCAAAGGUGAGAGAGUGCUGACGCCUCCAGAAGAGCCCUGUUACUUGUGGUUUGUCAUGGAGUUCUGUGAAGGAGGUGACCUCAACCAGUUCAUCCUGUCUCGGCGGCCUGACUCGCAAACCAACAACAGCUUUAUGCUACAGCUUACCAGUGCUGUGGCUUUCUUGCACGAGAACAAGAUUGUACACAGAGACCUGAAACCGGACAAUAUCCUCAUCUCUGAGCGAUCAGGGACUCCUGUCCUCAAGGUUGCAGAUUUUGGCCUGAGCAAAGUUUGUGCAGGUUUUGGAAAUGUUAUCGAGGGCAAAGAAGGUGAGGACAAAAACAAAAACGUCAACGUCAACAAGUUUUGGUUGUCAUCAGCAUGUGGCUCAGACUUCUACAUGGCUCCCGAAGUCUGGGAAGGUCAUUAUACAGCCAAGGCUGACAUAUUUGCCCUAGGCAUCAUCAUUUGGGCCAUGUUGGAGAGAAUUACUUUUAUUGAUGCCGAGUCCAAGCGCGAGCUCCUUGGAACGUAUGUGAGACAGGGAGCAGACAUUGUACCAGUGGGUGAGGCGCUGCUAGAGAAUCCAAAGAUGGUACUGAACAUCCCCCAGAAACGCAGGUCAUGCAUGUCCGAUGGAGUGAGGAAGCUGCUGCUGGACAUGCUUGCUGUCAACCCUCAGGACCGACCAGAUGCUUUCGAGCUCCAGACAAGAAUGGACAAGGUUAUGUGUCCUGCAUGACUCUCAUUCUGAUCAUUUCUCAGACUUGCAUCUUGACCUGGAGCUGCCACUUGACGCAAGUGUUCCUGUUGUAUGUGAUGACUGUGAAGAUCGAGGAAAGCAUUUGUACCUGCAGUUGAACGCUUACAUUUGUUGACCUUAAGCUCCAAGAGCUAAUCCUGAUGGAGAAUAUUUGUAUUGCCUUGAUUGUUCUGAAUAAAAGAAAAAACCUCA